Molecule: messenger RNA, 1507 nt
Organism: Ruditapes philippinarum (Manila clam)
Lineage: Eukaryota; Metazoa; Mollusca; Bivalvia; Venerida; Veneridae
Exons: 4
Coding region: 252-1142 (296 amino acids)
Source: RefSeq, a predicted model, not a curated record
AAAAAAAAAAAAAAAAAAAAAGAUAUCGUUACGUUAUCUCGGACAUGAUAUUACUCACGUGGCUGUGCAAUGUAAUCCGUAUAUAAACAAAACAGGAAGCACACAAGUUUCAUUUUGUUGUUAAAAAAGUAAUAUAGCACUCGCAGACACUGGUAAAAGUGAUAUUUAUUUGAAUUUAAUUUAAUGUGAUUCAACAUGUCGAAAUAUAAAAAGAUGGAAAAGAAUACAAGAUCUCAAGUCACGGAAAACUAAUGAAUUCAUCAAAGAAAGACUGUUGUGAUGUUGUGAAAAUUGGGAAAAAGACUUAUUUCAGAUGUGCUCUUUGUGGAGCUCACCGUUCUACUAAAAACAGGGUUUUUUCACAUCUGGUGGAUUGUCAUUCCUUAAGUCCAGCUAAGCCAGUUUACAAACUAUACAAUAGAGAUCCGAGUGUGCCUGUUCCAAAAAGAACUACUUCCAGACGAGUACUUGUACCUGAUCAGGUUCCAAAAGCAGAAAUCACAGAUGAAAAUCUGGCCUUACUGUCUUCAGAAAAGGAAACAGAAGAAUCAUCUCAGAAUAAAGAAACAUUUCAGAUUGAAAAUUUUAUUAGUAAUAUUACAGAACAUGAAACUUUUUGUGAAAAUCAUAUCCUUAUCGAUUACAAUGAAAAUGGAAAUUUGUUGACUGAUGAAACAGAAUCAAUGCAGUCUUUAAUGGAAAUUGGUGAUGGUUCUGAAUCACAUGAGGGCUCUGAAUCUGAUGAUAACAGUGAUGUGCUGGAUAAUACAGAUUCUGUAAGUUCUGAUGCCAGUAGUGUAAACAAUGAAAUGUGUGAGUCUGCUCAGUGCAUUAAUAAGGAAAAAGAUUAUUCAUUAGCGUUCCUUUCAUUUGCCAUGAAUUACAAUUUGGCUGGAAACUGCAUUGAUGACUUGAUACUUUUACAUAAGUCAACAAAUCCACAAUCAAAAUCGUGGCUUCCAAAUAAUUAUAAACAACUAUUAAAAAAAACUGUGCUUUCUGGACAUCAGGAUAAUUAUCGUCAACACCACUAUUGUAUGAAAUGCUUCAAACUUUUCCAGCUGACGAUCCAAAUGAAUAUAAAUGUAAAACACAUGGGUGUGACGGACUUCAAUAUAUGGGGCCGGAGAAUGUCCAGUUAGAUAAGACAAGAAAACAUUAUUUUUAAAUAAGUAUUAGGGCGGUAUUUUUAUAACAGAAGGUCAAUUCAUUUAGAAGUACUUGUUCAAGGUAAUAAAAAAAUAUCGAUUGACAAAUACAUCAGUGUGUUAGUUUUCUGUCAGGGACAAAAUAUAAUACAUGUCUUAUAUUUUUAAAGCAGCUUUAAGGGAGAAUAGAAGGAAAAAAUUAUGUAGUGUGAUUGUUAAACAAAUUCUCAGACUGUAAAGUAGUUGUGGACAAAAAAAUGAAACUGACUGAACUGCCAUGUAGACAAACAUGUUAUGACUCUGAUUUCAAUAAAUGAUCUGGCAAUGUUGUAGCUAUCAUGCCAGUUGUGGUCAAAACA